UCUAUUCCAGUCGCAAUUCGAGGCGUUGCGGCGGUGUCAAUAAAAGCGUUCAUAUGAGCUUUCAGAAAAAGGUUUACUUCCAGAAAUAUCGCGACCAGCCUAAUGGUGCUGAAACAAUUCGACAUGGACUUCAUUUUACGCCAGCAGCUCACAAGCGAUGAACUGCCGCCAUGGGCCGGGAUCGUGUUUAAGUAUCCGGUAGACUCCGAUGACCUUUCAGAAAAGCUGAGGGCUGCCUACCCAGAUUGCAAAACCCAUCGGGAGCGAAAGCAUCGAGCUACUAUCGAUUUCCUUAACGCCGAACUGUCGCGGAUGCAAUCAGGAAGCUCAAUCAUAGACCCCAACUCUCCAAGCAACGUCAAACACCCAACACAGGGGUCUACACCAACCGCUGCCAGAUUACACGCAGAAGUAUUAUCAGAGGGUACCGAAAUCUUGAGCGCUUCUGAUGGUACGCCGUCUUCGUUGAUAGAAUCCACGAUUUCCCCAAAACUGGCAGAGCGAAUCAGAAAAGCGUCACAAGCUACCGCAGAUUCGGAACAAUCGCAAGCUCAUGCAUCUCCGACCGCCGCACAACAAUUCGUUUGGAGCGCGCAUGAUGGUCGAUCAAUGCGCCCAAAGACAAAGAGAAAAAUGACGGUCGAAGAACGAAAUGCUUACAAGAAUACGAGGAAACGAGGUGCAUGUGACAAGUGCAGAAAACAGAAAGGAAGAUGUACUCACUUCAAUGAUAAUGACCAAUGGAAAAUUUUGGUAGACAGCAAAAGACGGUCCGCUGAUCUCGAUGCGCCUUCUGAAGAGGGCAUGAAGUUGAUCAAGAUGGAGUAUUCUUCCGAUGUCCAUCAUAGACCCUCGAGCGGGCAAACUCUUGAGGUUGAGCGAGCCCUGUCCACGAGGCCGCUAUCGAUGUAUGAGCAUGUCAGGCCUCUCGACGAUGCAGCACGUGAUGAACAACGAGUAACUGAUUCUCUGCCAUCAUCUGUAUCCUCACGCUCUGGUAGCAAUGGAAAUUCCGAGUGUCUAACACCCACAAACUCGCGCGCGAAGUCACCGGUCAUUGCGAACGAGAGAGAAUGAGAAGAAACUGGUCUGCGACGAAUACUCGUAGGCAGUAUACACUGAGUAACGAUCGGUACUGAUACGACGAAAUGAGACGGCCAGA
Messenger RNA from Paraphaeosphaeria sporulosa, 1162 nucleotides. RefSeq lists its product as uncharacterized. The coding region runs from base 103 to 1077 and encodes 324 amino acids. The transcript has 6 exons. NCBI's taxonomy places the organism in Eukaryota, Fungi, Ascomycota, Dothideomycetes, Pleosporales, Didymosphaeriaceae. The record is from RefSeq and is a predicted model, not a curated record.